UCAGUUAUUAAAACUUAUAACGUGAAUAUGUUUACUUGUAAAAAUAAAAUAAAAGUUCCUUAAUUUUUUAGUAAAUUUAAUUUUUGCUUUAAUUCUAUACUCUAGUCAAUUAAUAUGUUAAUAUGUUAUGACUUGAUCUGCAGUGUAUUACCAAAUAACUAAUUUAAAAAAUAAUUUUUUUGUACGUUUUGCUUAAGAAGACUUUACUACUAAAAAAAUUAUGGACUUGAAGCAAAGCGAGAGAAAUGAUUGGUGUCAAAAUGACUUUGAUAGUGAUGACAUUCAUCAAUCUGGUCCAUCAGAGUCAAAACAUUCUACUGAUCACUUUCUAAUUGGAGGAAUGAAAUUUAAGAAUAUUGAUUUUAUUAAAGAUUCAUUUGUUAAUGAUAACAUAGUUUUAACUGAUAAUAAUGGUAGACCAUAUGAUGUUCUUACAAAUAGCGAUAUGGAUUCAAUGACGGUUUUGGAUAACCAAUCCAGUGGAUUUGAAAUGACAAAGCUUUCCCAGUCUAGCAUUAUUACACAGUAUAAUAGUAUGUCAGAAGUUGGAACUAUGGUAUCAAUUCCAGAUCAAUAUUUUCAAAAUGAUUUAUAUAAUUUAAAACCUAAUCAUUUAUCAGAAGUAUCUCAUGAUCAUUCAGUGAUGGGAAAUUUAACAAAUGAUUCUUCAUUAGUACAAAUUGAUUCUAUGUGUAUGAUUCAAAAACCAACUAGUACUUAUAUUAAUAAUUUAGGAAAUAAUCAAGAAAUGAUUUUGGACUCUGAUAGCAAUAGAUUUUUGUUUUCUGAAAAUGGAAAUAAUUAUAUUGAGGUUACACUAAAAGAAGGAGAUGUUAUAAGUGGAGUUGAAAAUGGAUUUUAUGUAUUACCACGAACUAGAUCUAUUCAAGGUAGUCAAAUUGGACAAAAAAUUGUUACAAUGGAUGAUCUCAAUUUAUUAACAUCUCCAAAAACACACCAUAAUGUGGAAUUAUUAGUUAACCAUGAAGAAUUAGUGGAUGAUAUUGACACCUGUGAUAUAGCUGUUGUUGAUGAAUCACAUAUACCCAUUAAUAAUAGUCAAAUAAAAGACAGAUUAGAUGAGACCUCUCAGUCAAUUUCUUUGGAUAUUCACCACCAACAUCAUACUUCUGGAUUUCAAAGAAUGUCAAAAGAAGCAAUUGAAAAAAUAGCGGAAGAAUUUGUUAGACAACCCCAGGGUAUUGAAGAAGAUAUCAGUAUAAAUUUCAUAAGUAAAAUAAAUAAUCGGACUGCUGCUAUAUCUAACUACUGGUGCGAAGAAUGCAACAAAGUAUAUUUAAAUGAAACAAGUUGUCCUCUACAUCAAGUAAAUAGUAUUAUAGAUCCUGCUGUACAAACAAGAGCUAGAGCAUCACUGCCAUCUUCUCACUUGAGAAUAAUGAAAGUAAAAUCUAGUGAUAAUAUAAAUAAAUAUGGAGUAUUUGCUCGUAAAAUUAUUCAAAAACGUACUCAAUUUGGCCCAUUAGAAGGAAUAGUUAUUAAAGAUGAAGAUUGUAUGAAUGAAUCCAUAAAUGAUGAAUUUAAGUAUUUAUUAGAAGUCGAUGAAAAUCAGUUUAGAAGAAUCGAUGUAUCAAGUGAAGAUAACUCUAAUUGGAUGUGUUUCGUAAGACCAGCAAAAACGAAGCAAGAUCAAAACAUGCGAGUAGAUCAAAUUGGAGAUUAUCUUUUUUUUACAACCACCAAAACAAUUUACCAAAGAGAAGAAUUACUUGUUGGUUAUAGUACAUUCUAUGCACAUAAACGAGGUCUUCCCAUAUUGUCUUCAGAUAAUAAUCAAGUAAUGUUAACUCAAUUUCGAAAACCAUUUAAACCUUUGAAAGCACUACAAGAAAUAAACAAAAAAACUCACACCAUAGGAAAAUCUCCCAAAACAAAUACGGGUAAAAUAAUAGUAACUACUUGCAAACAUGUAACAAAAAAACGACUAGCGACAAAUCGUCUUGCGAAAAAUAUACAGUGCAAUUUAUGUUUAACAAGCCAAACUAGUUCUAAAGUGCCUUUAAAGUCAAAGCUCAAAACUGAUAAAAGUUUAAGAAACAUUUGGAUGUGUACAGCGUGUGACUUAAAGUUCACUAAACGUGAAACAAUUUUAAUACACAACAAAAUCCACGACGAUGACUUUGAUGGUAAAGAAUUAACAUCUGUAGAGACAAACUGCCCUGAAUGCCAAACCGAAUUCACUCAAGCAGAAGAGCUUAUAAAGCACGUCAGUGCUCAUAGUUUCACUGGUGGAGCUUUAGGUUGCGUGGCUAUUUACAAUUGCCAGCAGUGUGAAAGACGAUACAGAAAUACAAAUCAUUUAAAGGCACAUCAAGCAAAACAUAAAGUAGAUGAAUUGAAACCGUUUAAAUGCAAUAUGUGUGACAAAAGGUUUUUAAACACAGUAACACUUACUUGUCAUGUACGGACUCAUUUUGAAGGAGUUAUUUAUGAUUGUCCAAUUUGUCGAUUAACAUUCGUUGACUUAAAAUCAUUGAGAGAACAUGUUUACACUCACGCUGUCAACAACAUUUUCCACUGUCAAAUGUGUACAAGUCAAUUUAAAACGUACAAAUUAAUAAGGAAGCAUAUACGAGCUCGUCACAAUGGAGUUAAGUUUGCUUGUGAUUAUUGCAAUCGUUUAUUUAACAGCCGUUUCAGCUUAGCCCUGCACAUGUUAAGCCAUUCCGACCAAAAAGAUUUUUUGUGUACUAUGUGUGGUAAACAAUUUAAAAGGAAAGACAAACUUAAAGCACACAUGAAUAGAAUACAUCUUGGGAAAAAAAAGAAUUCUAAAACUAAUGAUAAAAUUUUGGAAGCCAGUAGAACUUCAAAACAGGAUAAACAAGUAAAACUGAAAUCCCCAAAAUCCAUAUUAGAUUACGAGAAUUCCGUGUUUAGAUGUGAUAAGUGUGUUGUGGGGUUUAAAAAAAGAGGAGUGUUCGUUAACCAUUUAGUUUCGAGGCACCCUGAAAUAGACCUCGAUUCGGUUCCCUCGUUAAAUCAGCCGGUCGGGAACACCACUAAAAUAUACGUAUGUUUGUACUGUGACAAAGUUUAUAAAACGAACGCUAAAAGAAAAUCGCAUAUACUAAAAAAUCAUCCCAACUGCGAUCUACCACAAAAACCAACUGAAAAAACUGUUAUUAUUGACAGUGAACCAUCUGGUAAAAAAGUGAAUAAACCGCAAGUCCAUAGUUGUCAGUGGUGUUAUAAACAAUAUGUGCUGAAAGAUAAGCUUUUAAAACACCAGCGGGCAAAUCACUGUCAACUAUUACCCGACUUUCUUCAAGUACCAAAAAAUACGAAAAAGUCUGGAAGCAAAACUAAAAAAACGGAACAAAACUAUGUAACAACUGAACAACACACUCAAACAAUUAAUCUUCAAUUUACAGAUACCGAGGGAUUCGAAUUGACUGCAACUGAUGUACAAUUAGAUAAUCCAAUCGAACCAGGUAGCAUUAUAACAAUAAAAAGAACAAUCAAAGCUUUACAAGAAAACCGAAUGUUAUCUCAAGAAGAUUCAGCGGAAUUUUUAUCGCAUUCAAUUGGUGAUCUGGACAUGACGGAGACGGAGUCGAAAGAUGGUCUUAAUGAAGAACAACAACUUUACUACCGCAUACUUGAAACCCAAGGAGAUGUGGCCUACGUCCAAGCCAUUGAUCCACCACAAUCGACCUCUCUAAUCACUCUCGACGGACAGACUAUCCAACAAGUGUUAUAUUCGUGUGACCCGUCAAUCGAAACUGCGCCAGAUGCCAUCCAACAGCACUCACCCCAACCUUCUACCUCUUCAGAAGUGUAAUCUAUCUACUUCAUGUCACUUAAUCAUAAUGGUUGAGUGAGCAACACAAGUAUUUUAUCGAUGAUAUGCAGUCGAUUUCGGUUGAAUGCAUUGGAAACUUAACUCAUUUUAACUUAUUUUGUGAAAAAGUAAUUUUAUUAGAAUUAUUUCUGUUGACUUUUCGUCGUGUGAUGUAUUCAUAAAUCAUUUUGUGUAUAUUUCUCAAAAGUGAUUGGAACAAGUUCUUAUCGCCAUGAAGUUGUAGUCGUACUGAUUUUAUUAUGUUAAAUUUUAAAUUGUUAAUGAUAAUUCGUAUCAUUAUGAAGCAAAUGUUUUUAUUGAUUUUGUUUAUAAUCUCAACAUUGCUCGAUUCACCAUCUAAAUUCUAUCAAUUCAAGUAUUCCCAAAAACCGGGAACACUUUAGUUAAAUCAUUCAAAUUGUAUUCAUUAAAAUAUUUACUAACUAAUUUAUCUGUAUUAAGUAAAAAUUUUAAUGACUUUUAUGCAUUAAAUACUUUUGAUGACUACAAUUAAUUUAUAAAUUAUUAUAAUUUUAUGUAUGUUAAUAGAUAUAACUUUUUUAAUGUUAAUAUGAAUAAAAAUCAAAGACAAUUGUUGGCAAUUAUUUCU
Molecule: messenger RNA, 4415 nt
Organism: Daktulosphaira vitifoliae (grape phylloxera)
Lineage: Eukaryota; Metazoa; Arthropoda; Insecta; Hemiptera; Phylloxeridae
Product: PR domain zinc finger protein 10-like
Exons: 21
Coding region: 221-3805 (1194 amino acids)
Cellular component (GO): nucleus
Molecular function (GO): protein binding
Source: RefSeq, a predicted model, not a curated record